CCAGGUUCGUCGGUGAAGGCACCAAUGGAAAUGGGGAGCAGCAGCACUGAGAAGUUUUAUAGGAUCCCCAAAGGAAAGGGACCGCACUCGGUUGGAUGUACAGACCUGAUGACAGAAAAUGCAGUGGAGGGCAGCUUCUUGCGCCUGUAUUAUCCAUCAUGCGAUGCGACAGAUAAUGAAGAGGCACUGUGGAUUCCAGAUAAAGAGUACUAUCAGGGACUCUCUGACUUCCUUAACCUGUACCGAGUUGUAGGAGAAAGGCUUUUCCAGUACUAUGUUGGUUCAGUGACCUGUCCUGCAAAGUCAAAUGCUGCUUUUAAGCUGGGAGAAAAAUACCCACUCCUCGUUUUUUCCCAUGGACUUGGAGCUUUUCGGACUAUCUAUUCCGCUAUUUGCAUAGAGAUGGCUUCCCAGGGCUUUAUAGUGGCUGCUGUGGAGCACAGAGAUGAAUCUGCUUCAGCAACGUAUUAUUGCAAAAAAAAGUCCAUUUCCGAACCACAGGAAGAGUCUACAUCAAACAUGGAGAAGGAGUGGAUCUACUACAGGAAAUUAAAAACUGGCGAGGAAGAGCGCUGUUUGCGCCAUAAGCAGGUGCAGCAAAGAGCGCAGGAGUGUAUCAAAGCUCUCAACCUCAUUCUUAAAAUCAAUUCAGGAGAGGAAGUAAUGAAUGUACUAAAUUCAGACUUUGACUGGAAUAGCCUAAAGGAUUCUGUUGAUACUAGCAGAAUAGCUGUGAUGGGACACUCUUUUGGUGGUGCUACAGUUAUUGAGAGUCUCAGCAAAGAAAGAAGAUUCAGGUGUGGCAUUGCCCUCGAUGCAUGGAUGCUUCCAGUAGGUGAUGACAUUUACCAAAACAGUGUCCAGCAACCGCUGCUUUUUAUCAACUCUGAAAAAUUCCAGUGGGCUGAUAAUAUCUUAAAGAUGAAGCAGCUCAGCUCCAAUGACACAAACAAGAAAAUGAUCACUAUCAAGGGGUCAGUACAUCAGAGCUUUCCUGACUUUACCUUUGUGAGUGGAGAAAUCAUUGGAAGAUUUUUCAAAUUAAAAGGAGAAAUAGAUCCAAAUGAAGCUAUUGAUAUAAGCAAUCAUGCUUCAUUGGCCUUCCUGCAGAAACAUUUGAGUCUUAAGAAAGAUUUUGAUAAGUGGGAUUCUCUUGUGGAUGGCAUAGGACCCAAUGUUAUUCCUGGUACCAAUAUUGACUUGUCUCCAGCUGAACCUGAAUAAGGAAUACAAAGAAGUACUGAAAAUGCCACGGACAUCAGGACACUAAUGUUGGCCAGACGUUGCUCAGACAUGUGAUAGCAUUGGCCACCUACACAGCUUUUGGGGUGUGAAACAAUAAAAACAUAAGGCAUUAGGUUACAUUAUC
Pelecanus crispus (Dalmatian pelican) is the source of this 1369-nucleotide messenger RNA. The record is from RefSeq and is a predicted model, not a curated record. Lineage: Eukaryota; Metazoa; Chordata; Aves; Pelecaniformes; Pelecanidae.